Zophobas morio is the source of this 1171-nucleotide messenger RNA. Its product is annotated as fibrinogen C domain-containing protein 1-like. The transcript has 4 exons. Bases 280 to 1146 code for a protein of 288 amino acids. NCBI's taxonomy places the organism in Eukaryota, Metazoa, Arthropoda, Insecta, Coleoptera, Tenebrionidae. The record is from RefSeq and is a predicted model, not a curated record.
AAUUGUAAGAUAAAUAAUAUCGUCAAUUCCCUCCAGGGGAAAAGAUUUAGCAGUUGGAUUCGCUAUAAUUGUUUUUAGAUAGAAUAGUGAGAAUUAUUAUUUUUAAUUUUAAUUUCUUUAAUUACGUCCAAAAUUGGCGUCGAAGUACUAUUUAGUGUAACCCAAGUCUGUUGACGUCAUAUAUAAGACUGAGCUUAAUUGUGUUCAUGGACACCCGACCUUAAGGUUAAUUAUUAUGUGGUCAACACAAGUCGCAGUACAGUGAAAGUCUUCAAAACAAUGUGUUGCACUCAGCUUCGGUAUUUUAUUUUUUUGUCUUUGGUAGCUGCUACCAUAGGAUCUUCUGAAGUCGUUUCAACCACACAAACUCCAACCAUUAACACAGAAAAACGUCUGAGAUCGCUGGAACUACAAGUUACACUUCUGGAAGAAAAAUUAACAACAUGUCCGAAGAACGAUUUAGAACCCCUUCAUUUUCUGACCACAUAUCCAAGAGACUGUAAAGUAUACCAGGAAAAAGGUGCCCAAAUGAACGGUCUCUAUCGGAUCCUGCUGGAUCCUUCCCAGGACUCCUUUUUGGUGUUUUGUGACAUGCACACCCGAGGAGGAGGAUGGACCUACUUGAUGAACAGGUACGACGGUUCCCAAAAUUUUGAUAUGGGGUGGAACGAAUACCAGGAAGGAUUUGGUAACUUGAAUGGAGAGUUUUGGUUAGGUUUAGAAAAAAUGCACAGACUUACGGAAAGUACCCAAAUCAGUGAACUCUUGGUUGAACUGGUGGAUUGGGACGACAACAAAGUCUACGCCCUCUACAAUUACUUUAAAAUUGGUGGAAGGAACGACGGCUAUAGGUUGAAAGUGGUCGGUUACAGUGGUACUGCUGGAGAUUCUUUGGUUGGUCAUGAUGGUCAAAAAUUUAGCACGAUGGAUAAAGACCAAGACAAACACAAUACAACACAUUGUGCACUUAUAGAUCAUGGUGGUUGGUGGUACAAUAGUUGCUUUUUGUCUAAACUUACUGGAAAAUAUUUGAAAGCCACAGGAGCUAAUUAUCUCGGAAUACAUUGGAACAGUUUUCGCCCAUCUAAUACAUACAGUUUGAAACAAGUAAGGAUGAUGAUCAGAGGAAGGGAAUUAUGGUCGUGAAGACAAUAGAGUCUUUCUUUCAAAA